AUCAGUUUCUGGAUUACCAUGAAGUUCCCCACCAUCCUGGUUCUCACCGUCGUUGCCCUCUCCGGCGCGGGUGUAGUUAAACGAGGCUUCUGGUGAUGUCUCUGCGAGACUUCCAUCCGCGCGAUUCUCACGAUCGCUACUCGAUGUAUACAGGAACCUACGUCGCUUCCGCUGAAGAUCACAUCAGCUGGAGCUAUGAGGGGCCGACAGGCCCGAAAUACUGGGCCGACCUGAAGCUCGGCGGACAGAAUCAAUGUGGAUUACAGAAACAGAGUCCCAUCGACAUCGAUGUCCUGAAAACCAGAUACGACGGCAGCAUGUCGCAGCUCUAUUUCAAAAGCUAUGACAAAGCCACCCCGAACAUCACCAUCGUCAACACGGGUCAUUCGAUUCAGCUGAAUUCGCCCAAUUGGCGGCAGUCGGUGUCCGGAGGACCCCUUCCGGGAUCCUUCAAUCUGCUGCAGAUGCACUUCCAUUGGGGUAAAGACUCCUACAGAGGAGCCGAGCACACCGUUAACGGCAGACGAUAUCCCCUUGAAUUGCACAUGGUCCACAGCCAGGCUGCGGAACCCGGCCAUUCCGCUAGUGGUAGACUAGCCGUCAUCGGCAUCUUCUUCGAUCUCACCGAAGGAGAAUCGAACGCCGGGCUACAGAAAAUCACGCAGGUGAUCAGAGACAUGAGAACGCACGACAGCGUUGAUCUCCGAGGUGCCCUCUCGCCCGGGGAGCUCCUUCCGGGAACGAAACACUUCUUCACCUACCAAGGAUCCUUGACCACGCCUCCCUGUUCCGAAGUGGUCACGUGGCUGGUUCUGAGAGAUCCUCUGAAGAUCAAUGAAAGAGAGCUCGCACUGUUCCGGACGACGCUAUUCGAAAACAACAGGACCAUGGUCGACAACUUCAGACCAAUUCAGAUGUUGAACAACAGAGAAGUGAUAUCAUCUUUCGUGACCGCCUCAUCUAGCUCCUUAUUAGCAUCUCUCCCUUUGAUGAUCAUAUCAGCCAUUCUAUGCAGCCGCUAAAUUGAAGCCGAAGAUUGAAACACCGUCCGAACAACGCCAAAGUAUCAACGUCGCCUAUGGAAACGAAAUACAUACUUGUGAUAGAGAGAUCUAGCU
Messenger RNA from Galendromus occidentalis (western predatory mite), 1118 nucleotides. Its product is annotated as carbonic anhydrase 7. The record is from RefSeq and is a predicted model, not a curated record. Gene Ontology annotation, molecular function: carbonate dehydratase activity; zinc ion binding. NCBI's taxonomy places the organism in Eukaryota, Metazoa, Arthropoda, Arachnida, Mesostigmata, Phytoseiidae. The transcript has 8 exons. Bases 96 to 1022 code for a protein of 308 amino acids.